Molecule: messenger RNA, 1392 nt
Organism: Dendrobium catenatum
Lineage: Eukaryota; Viridiplantae; Streptophyta; Magnoliopsida; Asparagales; Orchidaceae
Exons: 3
Coding region: 1-1392 (463 amino acids)
Source: RefSeq, a predicted model, not a curated record
AUGUUGGGAGUCAUUCCAAGGAUUAUUUCUGAAGAACAGGCAGCUUUUGUGAGGGGACGAUCAAUCUUCGACCAUCUUCUCUUGGCUCAGGAGGUUUUUCACAAAUUAAGGUUUUCCAAAGCUUGUAAUGGGUUCUUAGCAAUCAAAGUGGACAUGGAGCAACCAUAUGAUAGCAUAUGUUGGUCUACUUUGAAGAAGAUGAUGGCAGAGUUGGGUUUCCCUACUAGGUUUAUCAAAUUGGUGAUGGAAUGUAUCCUAGAUCCCAGAUAUUCUAUUUUGAUUAAUGGUUCUAAUUCUAAUUGGAUUGAGGGAAAGAGUGGCUUUCUUCAAGGACACCCUCUAUCACCAUUUCUUUUUAUCUUAUGUUCCCAACUUCUUUCUAACGCUUUCCAUAGCAGGGGUGCGGAUGUGGGUAUUAGAAUUUCAUCUAAUUCCCAGAAGAUUUCCCAUCUUCUUUUUGCAGAUGAUAUUCUGUUGUUUAUGGAAGCUAAGGUGAAUAGUAUGAAGAAGGUUAAAGAAAUCCUGGAGAGUUAUUGUCAGUGGACGGGCCAAAAUAUCAGCUAUCACAAAUCUUCAUUUGUUUGUGGGAGUUCAGUGGAAAGAAGGAGGAAAGUGCAGAUUUCCAGAUUUAUGGAAAUUAGAUUAGUAGAAGAAUUUGAGUAUUUGGGUAUCAAAUUGGCAUUGAGAUGUUUAAGGAAGGUGGACUUCCAGGUUUUAUUGGAUAAAUCUAGUAAAAAAAUUAAUGCUUGGGGAAAUAGAUAUAUCUCUUUAGCUGGUAGACUGGUUUUGGUUAAAUCAGUUUAUCUCUCCCUUCCUGUUUUUGUCAUGACUCACUCUCUUAUUCCUUUGAAGACCUUGAUGGAAUUUGAGAAGCUAUGUAGAGACUUUAUCUGGAAUAAAUGUGAUGGCAAAAGAGGUUCUCUGGAGGAUGACAACACUACCUUGGAUUUCUUCAUUUUUGAAGGAAGCUGGGACCGUGAGAAGCUGAGUCUGGUUUUCGGAACAAAUUUACUGAAUCUUAUUUGUAAAGUCCAGAUUUUUCCAAAUAUGGAGGAGGAUUGUAUGGAGUUAAAGUAUAAUACGUCAGGGAAGUCUAUCUUUGCUUUAGUUAUGGAGGAUAGCUAUAACUAUAGGGAUGAUAUUGUUCAAAUCAAUUGGGUUUACAAACUGAAAAUGAAUGCAAAGCUAGAAGUCUUUAUUUGGCGUUUGUUCUUGGAUGCUCUCCCUACAGGUGCUUUUCUUUUCAGAAGAAAACUUUCUGAUGUUCUUGUUUGUCCGCUGGGAAACAGGAUUAAGCAUGGGAAACUUGAAGAAAGCAAUUUGUUUAUUGCUAUUUCUGUUCUCAGUUUUAUCAGCAAAGAUAAUCUGCACUAUGUUCAAUCAGAUAACUGA